Peronospora farinosa is the source of this 309-nucleotide messenger RNA. NCBI's taxonomy places the organism in Eukaryota, Oomycota, Peronosporomycetes, Peronosporales, Peronosporaceae. The record is from the annotation of a GenBank genome assembly.
AUGGCAGCAAAUGGAGCAAGUCGCAAGGACCCGAUCUUGGACCUGGCCAAGUAUAUCGACCAAGAAGUACGUGUCAAAUUCCACGGUGGUCGUGAAGUGACGGGUAUACUGAAAGGCUACGAUCAGCUGGUGAAUCUUGUGCUGGACGACUGCGUUGAGCUUUUGCAUGAUCCAAACGACGAGUAUCGGAUUACGGACGAGACACGGAAAGUUGGACUUGUGGUGUGUCGAGGCACGUCCGUUAUGCUCGUAUCUCCUAUGGAUGGUACUAGUGAGAUACCAAACCCGUUCCUACAGCAAGAAGGAUAA